Priapulus caudatus is the source of this 2265-nucleotide messenger RNA. RefSeq names its product potassium voltage-gated channel protein eag-like. Gene Ontology annotation, biological process: potassium ion transmembrane transport; regulation of membrane potential. The record is from RefSeq and is a predicted model, not a curated record. The transcript has 13 exons. The coding region runs from base 1 to 2265 and encodes 754 amino acids. Gene Ontology annotation, molecular function: voltage-gated potassium channel activity. NCBI's taxonomy places the organism in Eukaryota, Metazoa, Priapulida, Priapulimorpha, Priapulimorphida, Priapulidae. Gene Ontology annotation, cellular component: membrane.
AUGAUGCCCUCUCGGAGGGGGCUGGUCGCGCCGCAAAACACCUUCCUAGAAAGCCUUCUCCGCAGGUCUACCGGCCAAUCUAGUCAGCCUGAUACCUGCUUCUGCUUGGCGAACGCGCAGGUCGUUGAUUAUCCAAUCGUCUACUGCAAUGAGGGCUUCAGCAAACUAUCCGGUUACCAGCGAGCCGAGGUCAUGCAGCAGUCAUGUAGCUGCAUAUUCAUGACGGGGGAGCUGACCGAUCCAGAAACUAUGAAGUCAAUAACACAGUGCCUUGACAGUCAACAGCAGGAUCAGUUUGAAAUACUUCUAUACAAGAAAAACAAAACUCCGCUAUGGCUGCUGAUGAUCGUAGCGCCGAUAAAAAACGAAAAGGACAAAGUCGUCCUCUUCCUCUGCACUUUCAAGGACAUCACAGCACUCAAACAACCUAUCAACGAGAAUGACGAGAUAGGUAACCGCUGCAUUCCAACAUUCAGCCUCGGGCCGGAUAUGCUUCCGGUGUACCGGCAGGACUCGCCAAAAACACCUCCUCACAUCAUCCUACAUUAUGCAACAUUCAAGGCCAUAUGGGAUUGGAUCAUACUGUUCCUUACUUUCUACACGGCAAUCAUGGUUCCUUACAACGUAGCCUUCAAAAACAAAACAAUGGACGCAGUCGUCUUGCUCGUGGUUGAUACAAUAGUUGACGUGGUGUUUUUCGUUGACAUUGUGUUAAACUUUCAUACGACGUACGUCGGAGCAAACGGAGAGGUGGUGUCCGAUCCUAAGAUUAUACGAAUGAACUAUUUGAAAAGCUGGUUUGUGAUAGACCUACUGUCGUGUCUGCCAUACGAUGUCUUCAACGCAUUUGAUCACGUCGAUGGGAUAGGAAGUCUCUUCAGUGCCUUAAAGGUCGUGAGACUACUGCGGCUAGGAAGAGUUGCACGAAAGUUAGAUCAUUAUUUUGAGUACGGGGCUGCUAUGCUUAUUCUGUUAAUAUGUCUCUUCCUACUGGUCGGACAUUGGUUAGCCUGCAUCUGGUACACUAUAGGUGUGGCUGAUGCUGAACAGAAUGAGGAGAUGGGCUGGCUGUGGCAGCUGGGGGACACUUCAGGCAGUCCGUACUACUUCAACGUCAGUUCCACACCUGCCACGCUGCAAGGCGGACCGGGUCAAUCGACCAAGUACGCUACCGCUCUCUACUUUACGAUGACAUGCAUGACGAGCGUUGGAUUUGGUAAUGUCGCACCAAACACUGACAAGGAAAAGGUGUUCGCCAUCAUAAUGAUGGUCAUAAGCGCUCUGCUGUACGCGUCCAUCUUCGGUAAUAUGACGACGAUAUUCCAGCAGAUGAUGGCGACGACGGCUCGCUAUCAUGAGAUGCUGAACAAUAUCCGUGAGUUCAUGAAGCUGCACGAGGUUCCUAAGCAACUAGGAGAACGCGUCGUUGACUACGUCGCAUCGUCUUGGGCCAUGACGAAUGGAAUUGAUACUGAAAAGGUGCUCAAUUAUUGUCCCAAAGAUAUGAGGGCUGACAUAUGCGUGCAUCUGAACCGCAAGGUGUUUAACGAGUUACCUGCGUUCCGGCUAGCCAGCGACGGCUGCCUGCGAGCGUUGGCGAUGCAUUUCACUACAAGUCACAGCGCUCCCGGCGACUUGCUCUACCACACUGGCGAGAGUCUCGACGCGCUCUGCUUUGUGACGUCAGGGUCACUCGAGGUCAUCCAGGACGAUGAGGUGACGGCAAUUCUUGGAAAGGGUGAUGUAUUUGGAGAUUACUUCUGGAAGGAACAGUCCCUAGGUCAAGCAUGCGCCAAUGUCAGAGCGCUCACUUACUGCGACCUGCACAUGAUCAAACGCAACGCCCUCCUGGAAGUCUUGGAGUUCUAUCAAUCGUUUGCGAGCUCCUUUGCGAGAAACUUGAUGCUCACAUACAAUCUGAGGAAAAGGCUCGUCUUUCGCCGACUCGUUGACGUCAAGCGAGAAAAAGAAUGGGAGGAAAGGCGAAAAAACGAACCCGGACUCGACGCGAACGAAGACAGCAUUGUACGCAAAAUGUUCUUACGUCUCCGCAAAGUGAGUGACGUCACGCAAUUGAACACUCACACGGGAAACGAAACGCAGCGCGCAUCGAAGCCGGCUGACACGGCCCUGAAGGAUAUGAAUCCAGCUAUAUCACGCCAGUCUUCGAGUGACUUGCUGGCUAUGAUGGAGACGGAGAUAGAAGAUCAGAGCACGGGCGCAGCAGCGACUAAAGAUGAAAACAGCGACGAGCUAUUCUUUUGA